Notolabrus celidotus (New Zealand spotty) is the source of this 2885-nucleotide messenger RNA. It is a transcript of the gene klhl18, whose product is annotated as kelch-like family member 18. Gene Ontology annotation, molecular function: protein binding. NCBI's taxonomy places the organism in Eukaryota, Metazoa, Chordata, Actinopteri, Labriformes, Labridae. The record is from RefSeq and is a predicted model, not a curated record. The transcript has 10 exons. Bases 98 to 1822 code for a protein of 574 amino acids.
CAGCUCUUAUUCUGAAGGCCAGCCCGGAAGUGCGUGGUGACGCGGGCAGCUUGAGUACGGCGGCUCGCAGGAUCAGUCCGCGCUCCGCCUGCUGACGAUGGGAGACGUUCUCUGCGAAGAGCUCGAGGACCUGGUUCAUUUCUCAGUGACCGACCUGCCGGCUCGAGGUUAUGUCGUCAUGGAGGAGAUCCGACGUCAGGGGAAACUCUGUGACGUCACGCUCAAGGUCGGGGAUCAUAAGUUCAGCGCCCACCGUAUCGUCCUGGCGGCGUCCAUCCCGUACUUCCACGCCAUGUUCACUAACGACAUGGUGGAGUGUAAACAGGACGAGAUCCUGAUGCAGGGCAUGGACCCCAGCGCUCUGGAGGCGCUCAUUAACUUUGCGUACAGCGGACACGUCGCCAUCGACCAGCAGAACGUUCAGUCGCUGCUCAUCGGAUCAAGCUUCCUGCAGCUGCAGAACGUGAAGGACGCCUGCUGCUCCUUCCUGCAGGAGAGGUUACAUCCGAAGAACUGUCUGGGUGUGCGUCAGUUUGCAGAGACCAUGAUGUGUACGACUCUCUACGACUCAGCGAGCAGCUUCCUCCAUCAGCACUUUGUGGAGGUCUGUGAGUCCGAAGAGUUCCUGAACCUGAGACCGGACGAGGUCCUGGAGCUGACGGGCUGCGACGAGCUGAACAUCCGGGCCGAGGAGCAGGUGUUCGAGGCGGUGCUGUCCUGGGUGAACCAGGACCGGGUGGGGAGGGAGUCCAUCCUGCCAGAGCUGCUGUCAAAGAUCAGACUUCCUCUGUGCCGGCCUCAGUUCCUGUCAGACCGGGUCCAGCAGGAGGACCUGGUACGCUGCUGCCAUAAGUGCAGAGACCUGGUGGAUGAAGCCAAAGACUUCCACCUGAUGCCGGAGCGGCGCCCUCACCUGCCCGCCUACAAGACCAGACAGAGGUGCUGCACCUCCAUCACAGGACUCAUCUACGCAGUGGGAGGACUCAACAGCUCAGGUGACUCCCUAAACGUCGUGGAGGUGUUGGAUCCAAUCGGUAACUUCUGGGAGCGCUGCCAACCAAUGAGGACGGCUCGCAGCAGAGUGGGCGUGGCUGUUGUGAAUGGGCUGCUGUACGCUAUUGGUGGAUAUGACGGCCAAUCACGGCUCAGCACGGUGGAGGUUUACAACCCCGAGACAGACAGCUGGACACAUGUGUCGAGCAUGAACAGCCAGCGCAGCGCCAUGGGAACGGUUGUGAUUGAUGGACACAUCUACGUGUGCGGCGGCUACGAUGGGAAGUCUUCUCUGAACUCGGUGGAGUGUUACUCUCCGGAGACGGACAGGUGGGCGGUGCUGACGGAGAUGAGCGCCAGUCGAAGUGCGGCCGGGGUGACGGUGUUCGACGGACGGGUCUUCGUCUCCGGCGGCCAUGACGGUUUACAGAUCUUCAACACGGUGGAGUCCUACAACCAUCACACGAACCGCUGGCACCCCGCAGCAGCGAUGAUGAACAAGCGUUGCCGUCACGGCGCGGCGGCUCUGGGCAGUCACAUGUACGUGGCGGGGGGGUACGAUGGUUCGGGGUUCCUGAGCGGGGCCGAGGUCUUCAGCUCGGCGUCGGGUCAGUGGAGCCUCCUGGUGGCCAUGAACACGCGGCGCAGCAGAGUGUCCCUGGUGUCCACGUCGGGCCGUCUGUACGCGGUGGGCGGGUACGACGGACAGUCCAACCUCGGCUCGGUGGAGAUGUACAACCCGGACACCAACCGCUGGACCUUUAGAGCCCCCAUGGUCAGCCACGAGGGGGGCGUAGGGGUGGGGUGCAUCCCACUGCAGCCCACUUAAGCCGUCCAAUCAGAGACCAGGACCUGAUGCUUUACUGACGCUGCAGGCGGGGAGGCAGCGCCCUCUGCUGGCGUUCCCCGGGCUUUAUUGGUACGAUGACGGGCUCAGACCUGCACACCGGGCCUGUGGGAUUAUGGGUAAAAACUUUAGAGCUAGCCUGUGGAGGCUAGCUGCUAGCUUCAUGCUAACAGUGGGUGUGUGGAUGGAUUCGUGCUAACGUUGAUUUUCUACUUGAUUAAAGCCACAAACAGGAAGUCACUCUGAUCAGAAUCCACUGGACCGUCUGAUUGGACGACUGGAACCAAUGAGAGAGCCUGACAAGCAGGAAGUGAUGCUGUAGACACACAAACAGAACCUUAGACACGGUCUGGUAUCCAUCAGCGCCCCCUACAGGUGGAAGACUUCAUUACAGUCUUACUCUCACAUCCUGUUUAAAGAUUAACCUGCUAGCAGCUGUUAGCAUGUUAGCAUCUGUUUUCCUGCUAGCAUGUUAGCAUUUGUUUUCCUGCUAGCAGCUGUUAGCAUGAUAAAAGUUGUUAACCUGUUAGCACAUGUUAGCAUUUUAGCAUGUAUGCAUCUUUUAGCAGCUGUUAGCAGUUGUUAGCAUUUUUACAGCUGUUAGCAUGUGUUGUCCUGUGGGGGGCACUGUGGGGUUUGGGGGGUCAGGGUUCAGCCUCUGAGGAGCAGGCGUGUCCUUGGUGAUGCUGACUGCAGCUCAGAGGGUUCCUGAAGGUCUCUCGGACCUGCUGAGGAGGCUGCAGAGACUCACUGAUCAGUCAUCAGGCUGCCGGUCUGCAGCUCCACAUAGACCACAGACUGGGAUCCCUGGGGGGUCAGACUCGUCUCUAUCAGAACCAGCUCUCACUGAUUCAGCACUCAGCUCUGCUGAUGGAUCAGACCCUGUCCCUGGUUCUCUGUUCUCCCUCCUUAGACCUGGUCCUGGCCCUGCAGAGGUCAUGAUGUCAUCGGUGUGUCCCUCUGCAGCCUCCGUACAUGUUUCUGUGUUGUUGAUUAUUUAUGAUGAUUGUUGUUCUGAGAGGAUUAAAGGCUGCUGUUCCCUGAA